Verticillium alfalfae VaMs.102 is the source of this 672-nucleotide messenger RNA. RefSeq lists its product with no specific name. Gene Ontology annotation, molecular function: metallopeptidase activity. The record is from RefSeq and is a predicted model, not a curated record. NCBI's taxonomy places the organism in Eukaryota, Fungi, Ascomycota, Sordariomycetes, Glomerellales, Plectosphaerellaceae. Bases 1 to 672 code for a protein of 223 amino acids. The transcript has 3 exons.
AUGUCACUUAACGUGUGGCUAGUGACCGACUUGAAGAAAGGGGAGGGUGAUGACGAGAGGGAAAUCAACGAGUAUUCCACGUUUCCCGAAGACAACAGUGGCCUCAUAGACGGCAUCGUUAUGAGACAGGCUCACAUCAGCGACGUUUCGCCAACUUUGAUCCACAACAUUGGGCAUUGGCUGGGCUUACGACAUACCUUCAGCAAACAAAUUGAAGACGGUGAGCAAGACUGUGUCGCUAAUACUGGUCUGCUUUCUUCAACCCAAACCAGCGGCUUGAAGGACACUAUGUACAGCUGCUCGCAGAUACCGUGUUUUGAGACGAACGCUCGAAACAUUACAAAUUUUAUGAGUUUCUCGAGUUGCAGAGGUGAUGCCACUGGUGGAGGAUUCAGUAUCGACCAAAAGGCAGCCAUCUGGGCACGUGUGAUUCAGUUUCGGCGUACGAACGCUGAAGAUGAGUGUCAACCAUCAAGUUCUACCACCACCAAGUCUGCCAUCCAGAAAAGAUCCUCUAUGCAGGAUCUGGUCGAUGGAAAGUGUCCAGACCUUACUGCCGAGGCUGAACGAAUUAGGAACCAGCCGGUCAACGGAGCUACUGCCCCUCUGGCUUUGGGUUCUUGGGGGUGGUGCAUGCCAUGGCUUAUGAGCGCCAUUAUUUUAGCUCUGUAG